GCUUCACGAUUUUUCGCAACUAAGCCCGACAGGAAAAGAAAGAAGGGCGUCGCGUCUCCUUCGUUCUCGUGUCCGACAGCGAGUGUGAGCUGCUGAACUCGAGCGCCGCUUGUCGCGCGCACCGCGGCAUCGAUCCGGCAAGCUGUUAUGUACUGCUACUUGUUUUCUUUGAAGCUUAUCGUUGGUCUGAGAUAUUGUCAAUGUUCAUUUGGAGAUAGCAUGUCUGGACAGCAGGAUCCUGUUAGUAAAAGCUCUAGUUCAAGCAUCAGCAGCAGUACUCAGGAGAGCGAGGAAGAAGUAAGUGUAACCAUCGGUAGCCUCCUUGCUCAAGCAAAGAACAACAGUGGACAAAGUCUUGGGAAGUGCCUGUACCAUUUGGGCUCAAUCCCGUACACUCCACGAGUUAAUGGAAAAAUCCCUAAUGUUGAUAAUGCAACGCUGGAUCAUGAAAGAUUGCUGGAAAGGUUGGGCAAUUACGGUUUGGCUGAAUUUCAAAUAGAGGGGGAUGGGAACUGUCAGUUCCGAGCUUUGGCAGACCAGAUAUUUCGCAAUCCUGAUUAUCACAAGCAUGUGAGAAAGGCAAUCAUGAAACAUCUAAAGGAAUUCAGAAAACAGUACGAAGGCUAUGUACCAAUGGAAUAUAAGGUGUACUUGAAGAAAAUGAAAAGAUCUGGGGAAUGGGGGGAUCAUCUGACCUUACAAGCGGCCGCAGACCGGUUUGGUGCCAAAAUUUGUUUGCUGACAUCAUUUAGAGACACCUGCUUGAUUGAAAUAGUCCCCAGGGAUCUGACUCCCACAAAAGAGCUUUGGCUAAGCUUCUGGUGUGAAGUACACUAUAAUUCCUUAUAUGCAAUUGACGAUCUCCUGACCCGCAAUACUAAGAAGAAGCACUGGCUGUUCUAGGAGGAUUCUGAAGCUUCUCUGAGUAGCUGAUGUUCUUUUGCAGUCAGUGCAGCCUCUGUGACCUUGGCCAGUUUUAUAGUAUCCCAGUUGAGUCUGUGUAGGCCUUCCCGCUAAUGUACAGUCAACCUAAAAUCUUGUAAAAUUUCCUCAAGGAACAACAUAUGGAACUGUAAAACUUUCAGAUCCACGGGUCAUGUUCUUUCUACACGGCGAUAAAGUUUUGCCUUUGCAAUGUACAUUAUUAUGGUUUUUGUAAUC
This is a messenger RNA of Phragmites australis (common reed), 1161 nucleotides long. RefSeq names its product OVARIAN TUMOR DOMAIN-containing deubiquitinating enzyme 11-like. The record is from RefSeq and is a predicted model, not a curated record. Gene Ontology annotation, molecular function: cysteine-type deubiquitinase activity. Gene Ontology annotation, biological process: protein deubiquitination. The transcript is spliced from 10 exons. Lineage: Eukaryota; Viridiplantae; Streptophyta; Magnoliopsida; Poales; Poaceae. The coding region runs from base 148 to 903 and encodes 251 amino acids.